Molecule: messenger RNA, 2731 nt
Organism: Setaria italica (foxtail millet)
Lineage: Eukaryota; Viridiplantae; Streptophyta; Magnoliopsida; Poales; Poaceae
Product: putative wall-associated receptor kinase-like 16
Exons: 4
Coding region: 72-2273 (733 amino acids)
Biological process (GO): protein phosphorylation; cell surface receptor signaling pathway
Cellular component (GO): plasma membrane
Molecular function (GO): polysaccharide binding; protein serine/threonine kinase activity; calcium ion binding
Source: RefSeq, a predicted model, not a curated record
CCCUCGCAAGUCGCAAGCACCCUGGGACACAUAUUUUGAGCAGCGAGCACUACCUCUCUGUAGUCCGCACCAUGGAGUUCGCACAGCUUCUAAUUCUCCUCUGCCUUUCGGUGGCCGUGUGGGUGCUCGCCGCCGGCGACGUCGCGGCGGCACGGAGCCCAGGCUGUGCAAACGUAGCGUGGUGCGGCGAUGUCGAGGUCCCGUACCCGUAUGGCUUGGAAAGACAGUGCGCGAUCCACCGCGGCUUUCAUCUCAACUGCUCGACUGUAGGCGGCGCCACCAAGCUGUUAUGGAACAAGGUGGAGGUGACCAAGAUCUCCGUGAAGGAUAACAAGGCCUGGACGAAGACUUACAUCUCGCGGCAGUGCUACAACCAGUCCACGAACAAGAUGAUAUACGACAACGCGUGGAUCAACCUAACCAACACCCCCUUCGUGGUAUCGGCGGACGAUAACAAAGUCACCGUCCUCGGGUGCAAUAGUUUUGCCUACAUACGAAGCAACGAUUACAUAUUCGGCUGCAUGUCAACAUGCGACGAUACAAGCCCCAAGAACGGCUCAUGUUCCGGUGCUGGGUGCUGCCAUGCGAAUCUCCAGAGAGGAGUCCGGUAUUAUAAGGGCUUUUUCAAUAUUUUGUACAACACCACCGACAAAAAAUGGUGGACAACCCCUUGUAAUUAUGUUGGUGUGAUCGCAAAUGAAGCCUUCAACUUCAGCACCACCUACCUCAACUCGACAAUGUUCUAUGACAUCGAGGGCUCACAGAAACCAACUGUGAUGGAAUGGGCGAUUACACAGAAUACAUGUGAAGAAGCCAAAAUCAACAAGAACACGCCCUAUGCAUGUGUUAGCAACCAUAGCCAUUGUAUCAUGAAUGAUGCGGGCUACGCCUGUAAGUGCUCCAGUGGAUACGAAGGCAACCCUUACAUCAUCGGCGGAUGCACAGAUAUCGAUGAGUGCCUAGACAAUGUUACUUACCCGUGUGUUGGAAUUUGCAAAAAUACACCGGGGAGUUUCACCUGUUCAUGCCCACGAGGGAAAAGCAUGAUUGGUAGCGUUUGCGUGGAAGAUAAGAAGUCAACCUGGAUGGCACCAGUUGUUGGUGCAAGCAUUGGACUUGUGGUUCUUGUGGUUGCCAUCACUUGUGCAUACUCGAUCCGAGAAAGACGAAAGCUACAAUGCAUUAAACAGAAGUAUUUUCAACAACAUGGUGGCCUACUGCUAUUCCAGGAAAUGAAGUCACAACAAGGAGUUCCAUUCAAAAUAUUCUCUGAAGAAGAACUGCAGGAAGCCACAAAUAGGUUUGCAGAGCAACAAGUCAUUGGCCAUGGGGGCCAUGGAAAAGUCUAUAAGGGAUUAUUGAAGAGCAAUGCAGAAGUAGCUGUGAAAAGAUGCAUGAUAAUUGAUGAGCAACAAAAGAAAGAAUUCGCUAAGGAGAUGCUAAUCCUAUCCCAGAUCAACCACAAGAAUAUCGUAAAGCUCCUCGGUUGUUGCUUGGAAGUUGAAGUCCCCAUGCUGGUGUAUGAGUUCAUCCCAAAUGGUACAUUGUUCCAUCUCAUCCAUGGCAACCAUAGCGGACACAUUUCCUUGGACACUCGUGUAAGGAUUGCUCAUGAGUCUGCAGAAGCCUUAGUUUACCUUCAUUCCUGUGCAUCUCCACCGAUCAUACAUGGUGAUGUCAAGUCCACCAACAUCCUCUUGAAUGGUGACUUCACAGCAAAAGUAUCUGACUUCGGUGCAUCGAUUCUAGCACCAAGCGACGAGUCACAGUUUGUAACGCUGGUUCAAGGAACUUGUGGCUACCUUGACCCAGAAUACAUGCAAACUUGCCAAUUAACAGAUAAGAGUGAUGUAUACAGCUUUGGGGUUGUUCUCUUGGAGUUGCUCACACGCAAGAAGGCACUCAACCUCAAAGCAUCUGAGCAUGAGAAGAGCCUAUCUGUGGUUUUUCUAGAUGCAAUGAAGGAGAACAAGCUAGAGGAUAUCCUAGAUGAUGAGAUCAAGAAUGACGAGAAUGUGGAGAUUCUUGAGAUUGCCGACUUAGCUAGGCAAUGCUUGGAGAUGUGUGGCGUGAAUAGACCAUCAAUGAAGGAAGUUGCAGAUAAGCUUGAUAGGUUGAGGAAGGUCUUGCAUCAUCCAUGGGCACAUAAGGAUCCUGAAGAGUUGGACAGCUUGCUUGGAGAGUUCAUCUUCGGUCAACUCCGGGGUUAUCAAGGUACAGAGAAUUCCAGCAUCACGGAGAGAGUUUCUAUGGGUGUAGAAUCAGGACGUUAAAUUAGUCACUAGUCAUAUAUUGAUUCUGUUUAGAUUGCCAUUUGGAGAUAUAGAACUAUCAUAUAGUAUAUAUGGAUCUUUUAGCAGCUACCUGCAGUAGCUGGCAUCCAAAGGCAAGGCUUGCAAGCUUCCGUGUGCUCUUAUCCAUGGAGACGUAGCUAUCAAGAAUAGUGACGAGCAGUGGCUGCUGUUUCCUGGAUGGAAUAAAUCAAGAUUGAUUUGCCUGUUGCAUGCUCUGCUGGGACCAUGUUACUUCGGGUAAUCACUAACUCGAUCAUGUGGAAAACUUGUAUGCAUUCAGAUUAUACCCCCGGCCCCAAAUACCUUCAGAUCAGGUGUUAAAUUAAGAUCUCUUUAGCUUGAUAUGUUUCCUGUAUCGAAGGCUAUUCGAAUAAGGGCCCAACUCCUCGUGGCUCCAGCUCCUUAUGACGUGCUACUGUUCAUCUAUUGUAGCGACA